AGAAGUAAGAGUUGUCAGUGGUGUUAAUCUACUACUAAGAACAGGCAUGAGUUUGUUUUCUUUCCAUCCAGCUUUUAUUCCCAGGAUAGUGAAUGUUUUGUUUGCUUCCUAGUGAUGUGCAUAGAAUAAUCAACAGCAUACCUACCAUAUUUAUGCUGAAAUAUAUAUUUUUAAAUAAUGUUUACUGAUAUUUAAAUUUCCCCCCUCUGCAGUGACACUUUUAUGCCAGCCAACCUACAUGCAUGCAGUCAUUCAAGUAGCUUAUAUCAGGUCCAAAGGCUACUCUGCAUUGUCUCUUCACUUGAAUGACCAAAACUGUAAACCAAUCCUGAAUCCUUACACUGCAGUAUUCUACAUACGAUAUGGUACCUGUGGGACAAGAAAAGAGCUACAUAAUGGAAUUAUCAGGUAUUCCAACACAGUCACAGCAUCCACUUUUGGAAGUGAUUUCACCAAGAAGAAGAAUAACCUGCUACAACUCACCUGCAAAGUGGACCAGAGAACAAAUAUCCCUGUUAAACAGCCUGCACCUGAAGUAGCUCAUCACAAACAGUUCAUUGUAAAAUUUUCUUUUUAUGCCUCAUCAUCUGUGUUACACCCAAUGAAUUCUCCGCCAUUCUAUGUAAAAAAAAAUCAGGAUUUAAUAGUUCAAGCCACCAUCUACAGCUCUGAUCCAAACCUGAUACUAUUUGCUGACACUUGUGUGGCACAUCCUAAUCUCCAUGACUUUUCAACAGUGGAAUAUGAUUUAAUCAGCAGAGGGUGUACAAGAGACUCCACCUACUCUAAUUCCUACUCAUCAGACAGAAGGAGCAUGCGGUUCAAAUUUAAACCUUUCAGGAUGCCAAACAGAUAUUCUGCACUUUACCUGCAUUGCAAAAUGGUGGUGUGCAAGAAAUAUGAUUAUUCUUCUCAAUGCUACCAGGGCUGUCUUCCUAAAAGCAACAGAAAUAAGGGUUAUGGAGAGGAGAAAGUGAUAGUUUCUGGGCCAAUUAAGCUGCGCAGAGGGAAUCCCUUCCAUUAAUUAAUAUGUUGCAUAAAUGGCUUUUGUUAUCAGAACGAUCAGUUCAUUGUGUAUCUGCCAACUAAUGAGUCCUAAAACUACAUUUUUAAUAAACAUUAGAAUAUUUGCUAUAUGAUUGUUUACAUCUAAAUAUUUUCCUAACGGUCUUUGCUGUUCUCUAAUUUUAAACCUGUCUAGAAUUCCAAAUCUGGCUAUAACAUAAUCAUCUUGAUUAUAAAAAUAGAAUUAGACUGGCUGAUUUGAUUUUUCUGAUCCAUAUUUUGUCACAUUCUUGUGCCUA
Gavialis gangeticus (Gharial) is the source of this 1304-nucleotide messenger RNA. It is a transcript of the gene DMBT1L1, whose product is annotated as deleted in malignant brain tumors 1 protein. NCBI's taxonomy places the organism in Eukaryota, Metazoa, Chordata, Crocodylia, Gavialidae. The coding region runs from base 239 to 1024 and encodes 261 amino acids. The transcript is spliced from 3 exons. The record is from RefSeq and is a predicted model, not a curated record. Gene Ontology annotation, cellular component: cell surface.